Arachis stenosperma is the source of this 10936-nucleotide messenger RNA. RefSeq names its product BEACH domain-containing protein B. The record is from RefSeq and is a predicted model, not a curated record. The transcript has 41 exons. Gene Ontology annotation, molecular function: protein binding. Lineage: Eukaryota; Viridiplantae; Streptophyta; Magnoliopsida; Fabales; Fabaceae. Bases 599 to 10348 code for a protein of 3249 amino acids.
CGACGCUAUUAAAGAAGCUCAUAGAAUUAUCUUAAAAAUAUAUUAAAAAAGAAAAGAAAAAUCGCUAUCUCCGAUCUCCAUCGCAAACCCUAGAACUUCAUCAUCUCGUCUUUUCAGGGAUAUUGAUGUUAGAGCUGUUUAAUGAGUGAAGGAAGUGCUUCGUUCAGCUGAGAAAGGGAUGUAUUGAAGUGAGUAUGAGAAUAUUGCUUGGUCAUUUACUCAUUUUCUCAAGUUAGUUCGUAGUUAAUAUUACAUGUUGUGUUUAGUUUGUUUCUCCUUAGAACACAAGUUGAAGGAAGGAUCAUGGCAUGGUGACUACGACCAAGUAAAUUUUUUAUAUUUGACAUUAUUGGCCCGUGUUAAUUUCCUGAAGCUUUACUUUUCUUACCUUGUCAGCAGGUUUGGGUGGCGGUUUUAUCAUUUUUAAUCAGUGGUGGGCCUGGUGGCGUUGGUGGUUUUUAAGCAUCUGUAUAUUUUUUGUUAUCUUGCAACUCAACUUGAUUAUUUGAGCUAGAAACUUAGUCACUCGGGAAUGGUCGUUGAAACUUGUAAUUGUAUCACGAAGUCUUGAUGCCAAGUGGGAUCUCCGUGAGGGAGGAUGAACAUCGUUAAGGGUGUUGCUGACCUUAUCCGAAGAACUUCGUCGGGCCAAAUUGGUGAACCUUCAGGUUACCAAGCUCAAAAAUUUUCUCCUCCUGGACCAAAGAUUCGCUUCAGUGAUGUUGGUGAUGAGGCAAUUGUAAAUACUCUAUGGGAGCGAUAUGAGAAAGUUGAUGAUAAGGUGGAGAAAAAGAGGUUGCUUCACGUUUUCAUCAAGCAAUUUGUAGUUGCCUACAAGGACUGGCAACCUGUAAAUUCCGGUAUAUUGUUAGAGUCUGCAUCUGUUGAGAACUUACAAUCUGCUGAUGAUGUGGUUGUUGGCUGCUCAGCUGGACAUCCCGUUGAAGUUAUUCGAGUAUUAAUUGAUGAGAUUACUCAGCUAAGCUCAUUGGUCACUGAGUUGAGCACCAGCGUGGUGCAAUCCCCAGAAGAGUUAUCUGGGGCCACUACCAAAUCAUUUAUUACAUCUGAAGGAUAUUUUAUUUUGGAUGCACUAAAAAUUAUAACCCGUUCAUUAUAUAAUUGUCGUGUCUUUGGAUACUAUGGUGGGGUUCAGAAACUUACAGCACUAAUGAAAGGGGCUGUCGUACAACUUAAAACCAUAAGUGGUGCCCUUUCUGCUGAUGAAAGUUUGUCUGUCUUUGUGGCAGAUAAAAUCAAGCUUCUCCAACAAAUUCUGACAUAUGUUGUGUCAAUCAUUUAUAUUUUCAUUGAUUUAGGAUAUAAUAUAGACAAACAAGAUGAGUUGUUCUGCCAUCCUGUAGGCAUUACUUUUCAUGCUGAUGCUCCAAUCAGCUCUUCAAACAGUUCAAGGGAUUUAUCUACUGAAGCAAGGCUACAUUGGCGACAGAAAGCAGUUGUUUCUGUGAUGGAGGCUGGUGGUCUAAAUUGGUUAGUAGAGCUAUUACGUGUCAUCAGAAGAUUCAGCUUGAAAGAGCUGUGGAUGGAUGAUUCACUUCAGUACUUGAGCUUGAAAAUCCUAUCCUUGGCCUUGGCUUUAAAUCCCCGGGGUCAAAAUCAUUUUAAAAGUAUUGGAGGGCUGGAAGUGCUUUUGGAUGGUCUUGGAUUUCCAUCGAAUUAUGCUAGAGUUUACAGUAAAUUUGUUUUGGCUGACGGAUUGAGGGAUGAUAAACCACUGCAGAGAACUUUCCAGCUUCAUAUUCUUGCUCUGGAAGUUUUGAGGGAAGCUGUCUAUGGAAAUACAAACAACUUGCAAUUUCUUUGUGAAAUUGGUAGGGUGCAUAAAUUUGCAAAUAGCUUUUGUUCACCAGCUUUUGUGCUUCAAGAUUUGGGGCAAGAGAAGGGUCAUCCUCUGCAUCAGGCUGUUGGUUUGCUUGAUCUUGACACUAAAAAGGAAGAGAAUGGUGUUAAACCCAAUCCCGCUGCGUCAUCAGCUAGCCAUCCAACCCAUGUUUCCUUUUUUGAGUUUUGGAAUGAUUAUGUUAUAAGGUUGAGCAGGGGUCUUUGUUCAUUUCUUCUAGUACCUGAAGGCUCAAAAUCUCUUACGGUCCAAGUAUGUUCUAGUCGAUUGUCAUUGCCUAUUUCUUCGGCCUAUUGUGAACUGUCAAUCAAAUGGGUCAUAAGAGUUCUAUUUGCAGUAUUUCCUUGCAUCAAAGCUUGCUUAAGUCAGAAUGGGUCGCCAAGUUAUUCAAGGGUUUUUGUCACAAUUCUACAGAACACAGUUCUUAAUGCAUUCAGAGACAUUCUCUCUUCUUCUCCUCUCUUACUUGAAAUUUUCCGUGAAGAGGGAAUAUGGAAUCUUGUCUUUUCAGAAAAUUUCUUUUUCUUCGAAUCAGUUUCUGAUGAAUCUGCUAGACAGAUACUUGAUAACGAUGAGGAUUCUGAAAUACUGUCUGCUCCAAGUAGUGUAAGCAACAUGGCAGAAGUUAGUGGUGUCAAUAAUCUACAGUUAGAAAUAAUUUCAUUUGUGGAGUUUGCUGCCACUUCAAGUGGAAAUGCACACAACAUGGCUGAAAUGUCUGCUAUGCUGGAUGCACUUGAACAUUCUGCUUAUAAUCCUGAAAUUGCUAGUGUUCUUUUGAGGAGUUUGGUUCGCAUUUUGCAGCUCUCUCCAGAAAAAACAAUUGCUUCCUUUAAUACAUUGGAUGCAAUUUCCCGGGUUCUAAAGGUUGCUUGUGUUCAAGGACAAGAGUCUAGAAGAUCUGGUAUCAUGAACCCCUCCAAUGAGAAUAGUAGCAUGGAAUUAUUAUCACUGGUGCAUGACCAAUAUAAAUCCAAUUUGUCUGAGAGUGUAAAAAGUUGGUUUAAUUGUAUGAAAUUAUGCCUGGAGUUCUUUUCCAAGUUCUCAGAAGCUGUUGAAGACACUAGGAGUUUGAUCUUGCAUAAUUUUUCAUGCGUUGAUUGCUUGUUUGAUUUGUUUUGGGUAGAAGGUUUGAGACAGGAUGUGCUUAGACACAUACUUGAUCUAAUGAAGAUUGUACCACACUUUGAGGAAGAUAAAAAAGCAAUGUUACAGUUAUGCUCUAAGUAUUUAGAAGUGUUCACUCAAAUAAAAGAACGGGAAAAAAGUUUUGUUGAUCUGUCUAUUGAUUUGUUGGGUGGGAUGAGAGAUUUGCUACAGGCUAACCAAGCAUACUAUCAAGCUCUAUUUCGUGACGGGGAAUGCUUCUUGCAUGUUGUAUCGCUGCUUAACAGCAACCUUGAUGAGCCAAAUAGGGAGAAAUUAGUUUUGAAUGUCCUCCAAACACUCACUUGUCUGCUUGCAAGUAAUGAUGCUUCAAAGGCUGCAUUUAGAGCACUUGCUGGAAAGGGUUACCAGACAAUGCAGAGUCUUCUGUUAGAUUUUUGCCAUUGGCAUUCAAGUGAAAGCUUUCUAGAUGAAUUGCUUGAUAUGCUUUUUGACGGAAAAUUUGACAUCAAUACUAGUCCAAAGAUUAAGAAUGAAGAUGUAAUAAUAUUAUAUCUAUCUGUACUGCAAAAGAGCAGUGAGUCUUUGCAGCAUUAUGGACUAGACAUGUUUCAGCAACUGCUAAGAGAUUCCAUCUCCAACAGAGCUUCUUGUGUCAGAGCAGGAAUGCUUAAUUUUCUUCUUAAUUGGUUUUCUCAAGAGGAUAAUGAUAGUGUAAUCUUUAAGAUUUCUCAUUUAAUUGAAGCCAUUGGUGGGCAUAGUAUAUCCGGCAAGGACAUCCGCAAAAUCUUUGCUCUACUGCGAAGUGAGAAAGUUGGGAAGAGGAGACAAUACUGCUCUGUUUUGUUGACAAGUCUCUUGUCAAUGCUACAUGAGAAGGGGCCAACUGCAUUCUUUGAUCUUGAUGGAAGUGAUUCCGGUAUCAUUCUUAAAACACCUCUGCAGUGGCCUAUGUAUAAGGGUUUUUCUUUUUCCUGCUGGCUCAGGAUUGAGAACUUCCCUAAAAAUGGAACAAUGGGUCUUUUCAGUUUUCUUACGGAAAGUGGAAAAGGAACCUUGGCUGUGCUUGCAAGGGAGAAGCUAACUUAUGAGUCAAUUAACCUAAAGAAACAGCGUGUGGACCUGAAUGUUAAUCUAGUUAGGAGUAGAUGGCAUUUUCUUUGCAUAACUCAUAGCAUUGGAAGAGCGUUUUCAGGGGGUAGUUUGUUGAGAUGUUAUAUCGAUGGUGAUCUUGUCUCAUCUGAAAGAUGCAGGUAUGCUAAAGUGAGUGAAUCAUUAACAAGUUGUACGGUUGGUUCAAAAAUUAAGAUGCCUCACUAUGAAGACAAUGCACUCAUCUUUGAAUCAAUCCGAGAUUCGGGCCCUUUUUUUGGCCAAAUUGGCCCCAUUUAUUUGUUUAACGACGCCCUUUCUGCUGAACAAGUUCAGAGUAUCUACUCUCUGGGACCCAGUUAUAUGUAUUCAUUCCUUGAUAAUGAAGCUUUACCACUUUGUGGUGAUAAGUUACCCAGUGGGAUUCUUGAUGUAAAAGAUGGUCUUGCAUCAAAAAUCAUCUUUGGACUCAAUGCUCAGGCAAGUGUUGGCAAAAUGCUGUUUAAUGUUUCACCAAUAAUGAGUCAGGCAUUGGAGAAGAAUUCCUUUGAGGCGGCUGUAAUUGGUGGAACUCAGUUAUGUUCACGACGCUUGCUGCAGCAAAUAAUAUAUUGUGUCGGUGGCGUAUCUGUGCUUUUCCCGCUUAUCGCCCAGACACAGUGUAGUAAAUUUGAAAUUGAAAAGGUGGGAGAAUAUGAAAAGACAUUAGUAGCACAGACAAUGAGGGAAUAUAUGAUGACCGAGGUUAUUGAGCUGAUUGCUUCUCUUAUAGAUGAGAACUUAGCAAAUCAACAACAGAUGUAUCUUGUGUCUGGAUUUUCUGUCCUGGGAUUCUUGUUACAAUCAGUUCCUCCACGAGAACUUAAUAUGGAGACUCUUUCUGCAUUGAAGCAUCUUUUUAAUGUUGUUUCUAACUCUGAAUUGCUUGUGAAGGAGGCUAUUUCUAGCAUAUUUCUUAAUCCUCUUAUCUGGGUCUACGCAAUUUACAAGGUGCAACGAGAACUAUACAUGUUUCUGAUUCAACAAUUUGAUAGCGAUCCUCGAUUACUGAGGAGUUUGUGCCGGCUUCCACGUGUUCUUGACAUAAUUCACCAAUUCUAUUGUGAUAAUGUCAAGUCUCGAUUCCUUCCUGGAAGUAACCCUGAUCAACAUCCUGUUAGCAAAGGAAAUACUGAGCAGAGACCUGGUGUAGAAGAAAUACAUAAGAUCCGUCUUCUUUUGUUAAGUCUUGGUGAAAUGAGUCUCAGGCAGAACAUUGCUGCAGGCGACAUAAAAGCUCUUAUAGCUUUUUUUGAGACAAGUCAAGAUAUGACUUGUAUUGAAGAUGUCUUGCACAUGGUUAUUCGUGCUGUUUCCCAGAAACCAUUGCUUGCUUCUUUUCUCGAGCAAGUUAAUAUCAUUGGUGGUAGUCAGGUUUUUGUCAAUCUUCUCCAGCGAGAAUCUGAAUCCAUCAGGUUACUGAGCUUACAGUUCAUAGGAAGGCUUUUAGUUGGGCUACCAUCUGAGAAGAAGGGAACAAGAUUUUUCAACCUCCCAAUGGGACGACCUAGAUCUCUUUCUGAAGGCCAAAGGAAAAACAGAAUGCAACCAAUUUUCCUAGCUAUAUCUGAUAGACUGUUCUACUUUCCACAGACUGAUAAUCUCUGUGCCACGUUAUUUGAUGUUCUUCUUGGUGGUGCUAGCCCCAAGCAGGUUUUACAAAGGAACAACCAAUUUGAGAGGGUCAGAAGCAAGGGCAUUACUACCCAUUUUUUACUUCCUCAAAUGUUGCCACUGAUUUUCAGAUAUCUGUCUGGCUGUGAAGAUGGACUUGCAAAAAUUAAAAUUAUCAGAGAUCUACUUGAUCUUCUUGAUUCAAAUCCUUCCAAUAUCGAAGCUUUUAUGGAAUAUGGGUGGAAUGCAUGGCUUUCAUGUUCUCUAAAGCUUGAUAUUUUAAAAGACCACAAUGUCCAGUCACUUGAUCAAAGUGAAAAUAGCAUGGAUCAGCUGCUAUUGGUGAGGAACUUGUUUUCUCUAGUUCUCUGUCACUAUUUGCAUUCUGUAAAAGGUGGUUGGCAACAAUUGGAAGAGACAGUCAAUUUCCUUAUCAUGCACUCUGAAGAUGGCAAUUCGUGUCCAAAUUUUCUUCGAGAUAUGUAUGAUGAUAUUAUUCAGAAUAUGGUGGAGCUGUCAGCUGUGGAUAAUAUUUUCAUUUCACAACCCUGUCGAGAUAAUACGUUGUAUUUGCUGAGACUAAUUGAUGACAUGCUGAUAUCUGAGAUUGACAAAGAACUCCCGUUCUUUGGAAGUGACUCUGAAUUUCACCUUAACUUGGAAAUGGAAUCUCACAAAGAGUACAACUCCGCUUUAAAAGAAGUGCUAAUAGGAGAGGCUGACGAACAAACAUCAAGAAAAUCAAAGAAUUUCAAGCCGCCAAUGACAAAUGAUGAUUCGAUUGCAGAGAAAUGGUGGAAUCUAUAUGACAAAUUGUGGGUUGUUAUUAGCAAGAUGAAUAAUAAAGGACCUAGCAACAUGUUACCCAAAGCUUCAUCGUUUGCAGGACCAUCCCUUAGUCAAAGGGCACGUGGAUUAGUUGAGUCAUUAAACAUUCCGGCCGCUGAAGUGGCUGCUGUUGUUGUAUCAGGAGGAAUUGGCAGUGCUUUGAGUGUAAAACCUAACAAAAAUGUUGAUAAAGCUAUGGUUUUACGGGCAGAAAGGUGCCCUAGAAUUAUUUAUCGCCUUGUUAUCCUGUACCUUUGUAGAGCUUCCUUAGAAAGGGCAUCCCGGUGUGUCCAACAGUUCACCUCACUUUUACCUUCCCUUUUAACUGCUGAUGAUGAACAAAGCAAGAGUAGGCUUCAACUUGUUAUUUGGUCACUGCUUGCAGUUAGGGCACAGUAUGGAAUGUUGGAUGAUGGUGCUCGUAUUCAUCUCCUAUCUCAUCUGAUACGAGAGACUGUCAAUAUUGGAAAAUCGAUGCUUGCUACUAGCAUUGUGAGCAGGGAUGACACCAUGGAUUCAAGCCAUAACUCAAAAGAUGCAGGAUCCCUACAAAAUUUGAUUCAAAAGGAUCGUGUUCUUGCAGCAGUCAGUGAUGAAGCUAAAUACAUGAAGACAUCAAAGACUGACCGCGACCAGCAGAUACAGGAACUCCAUUCUAGAUUAGAUGAAAACUCAUUGGCUGAAUCUAGUAACAAGAAAGUUAUUGAAGAUGAGAUACAAAAUAGCUUGAACACUGUUCUAGCUUCGGAUGAAAGCAGAAGAACGGAAUUCCAGCUUACUUAUGAGGAGGAGCAGCAGAAUGUAGCUGAAAAAUGGAUACACAUGUUUCGUUCAUUGAUUGAUGAGAGAGGCCCUUGGUCUACCAACCCCUUUCCAAACCAUGCUGUCAAACGCUGGAAACUGGACAAGACAGAAGAUACAUGGCGUCGUAGGCCCAAACUUCGACAAAAUUACCAUUUUGAUGAAAAUCUGUGUAAUCCUCUUUCAAUCACGUCUGCCGAGGUUGCUAGUCCAGUCAAUGAUAGUAAUCCUGGUGUUAUGGCAAACAUAUCGGAGCAAAUGAAGGAACUAUUGCUGAAAGGGAUAAGGAAAAUAACUGACGAGGGGUCCUUGGAUGGUAAUGAAACCAAUACUGAAGUAGGUGGACAGAAGACACCGAUUCUGUCUGAUAAUCCAGAUUGUCAAUCCUCUGACAUACUUAAGGAGAGCAGUGACAGAAAGGAUACUGGCCAAGAUCGUAAAGACAUUUCCUCUUCGUCUGAUACAGAAGCUAGUGAGGUGCUGGUGUCAGUUCCAUGUGUUCUUGUGACCCCAAAGAGGAAAUUAGCUGGUCAUUUGGCUAUCAUGAAAAAUGUUUUGCAUUUUUCUUCUCAAUUCUUGGUUGAAGGUACCGGUGGGUCAUCUGUUUUCAGAAACUUUGAUGCAUCAACUAGUUCUGAUGGGACCAAGUCUGAUCAAAAGAAGUGGCCUGCUUCUGAUAUGGAACUCCAGAAGGGAAUUACAGUUGGCAAUGUAGAGGUUAUAAAUGGGAAUGGUUCUUCUAAACUUAUGAGAUGUGUUAAACGCCAUCGAAGAUGGAGCAUGGCCAAGAUAAAAGCUGUUCAUUGGACUCGGUAUUUGCUAAGAUAUACUGCCAUAGAGAUCUUCUUCAGCAAUUCAGCUGCCCCAGUUUUUCUAAAUUUUGCAUCUUUGAAGGACGCAAAAGAUAUUGGGAACUUGAUAGUUAAUUCAAGAAAUGACUAUUUAUUUCCCAAAGGAAAUGGAAAGAGUGGUUCUAUUAAUUUUGUUGAUCGCCGAAUGGCACAGGAGAUGGCAGAAACUGCCAGAGAGAGCUGGAGGAGAAGGGAAAUAACGAACUUUGAAUAUUUAAUGAUUCUCAACACACUAGCUGGAAGAUCUUAUAAUGAUUUAACCCAGUAUCCUGUUUUCCCUUGGGUCUUGGCCGAUUACUCGUCUGAGCUUCUUGAUUAUAACAAGUCAUCUACAUUUCGGGAUCUCUCAAAGCCUGUUGGAGCACUCGAUAAUAAACGAUUUGAGGUGUUUGAAGACAGAUACCGUAACUUCUGUGAUCCUGAUAUACCCAGUUUCUACUAUGGAUCUCAUUACUCAAGUAUGGGCAUAGUGCUUUAUUACCUUCUUAGAUUAGAACCCUUCACAUCUCUUCACCGUAAUCUACAGGGUGGUAAAUUUGAUCAUGCUGACCGUCUUUUUCAAAGCAUUGAGGGCACAUACAGAAAUUGCCUUACGAAUACUAGUGACGUGAAGGAGUUAAUACCUGAGUUCUUCUACAUGCCUGAGUUUCUUGUCAAUUCAAACUCGUAUCAUCUAGGAGUUAAACAGGAUGGUGAACCUAUAGCGGAUAUUUGCCUCCCUCCCUGGGCAAAGGGUUCACCUGAAGAAUUCAUUAGGAGAAACCGGGAGGCACUUGAAAGUGAAUAUGUUAGUUCAAAUCUCCAUCAAUGGAUAGAUUUAGUAUUUGGUUACAAGCAACGAGGAAAACCUGCUGUGGAGGCAGCAAACAUCUUCUACUACUUAACUUAUGAAGGUGCUGUUGAUUUGGAAACAAUGGAAGAUGAUCUGCAAAGAGCAGCCAUAGAAGACCAGAUAGCCAACUUUGGUCAGACUCCCAUCCAGAUAUUUCGGAAGAAACACCCAAGAAGAGGGCCACCUAUUCCGAUUGCACACCCUUUACGCUUUGCACCUGAUUCUAUCAGUUUGACUUCCAUCGUUUCUAAUACUAGUCACCCGGCAUCUGCUGUAUUGUAUGUUGGUCUUAUGGAAUCCAAUAUCGUUCUUGUAAAUGACGGCCUCAUCUUGUCUGUUAAGAUGUGGUUGACAACACAGCUGCAAUCUGGUGGAAAUUUUACAUUCUCCGGUUCCCAGGAUCCAUUCUUUGGAGUUGGAUACGACAUACUUUCUCCACGAAAAAUCGGGAUUCCCGUGCCUGAAAAUGUUGAACUUGGAGCACAAUGCUUUGUAACAAUGCAGACAUCCUCCGAGAACUUUUUAGUAUCAUGUGGCAAUUGGGAAAAUAGUUUUCAGGUCAUAUCAUUAAGUGAUGGCAGAAUGGUACAGAGCAUUCGACAGCAUAAAGAUGUGGUGAGCUGUGUUGCAGUGACAUCUGAUGGAAGUAUCCUUGCAACUGGAAGCUAUGAUACAACAGUGAUGGUUUGGGAAGUUUUUCGUGGUAAAGCCACAGAAAAGAGGAUUCGUAACAAUCAGCCUGAAUUGCCUCGUAAAAACUAUGUAAUAGUUGAAACUCCAUGUCAUAUUCUUUGUGGACAUGAUGAUAUUAUAACUUGCUUACAUGUUAGUCAUGAGCUUGAUAUUGUAAUUAGUGGGUCAAAAGAUGGAACUUGCAUAUUCCAUACUCUGCGAGAAGGUAGAUAUGUAAGAUCCUUACGGCAUCCAUCGGGCAGUCCAAUAUCAAAGCUAGUUGUUUCUCAGCGCGGUCAUAUUGUGAUUUAUGCUGAUGAUGAUCUUAGUCUGCAUCUGUAUUCAAUUAAUGGGAAACAUCUUGCUGCCACGGAAUCUAAUGGACGCCUGAAUGCUAUUCAAUUGAGCAGAUGUGGUGAGUUUUUGGUAGGUGCAGGUGAUCAAGGACAGAUUGUUGUUCGCUCUAUGGACACCCUCGAAAUUGUUAAGAAAUAUCAGGGAAUUGGAAGGGCUAUAACAUCUCUAGCAGUAACGCCAGAAGAAUGCUUCUUGGCCGGCACAAAAGAUGGAAGCCUCCUUGUGUAUUCAAUAGAAAAUCCUCAACUUCGGAAAACUAACCAAAACAGAAAUGUGAGAUCAAAGCUUACUUAACAGGAAAGAUAACUACAGCAUGCAGAAGAUGUAUGGAAUUUUAACAGUUAGAGCUGACCUGUGAUGACUGUUCCAGGUGCACGCACAGGCCAGUGAUCACAAGUUUGAGGUUAUGCCAUGUUGCUUCCUUGCUGACCUUGUCAUUUUCUUCCCUUCGGGGUUUUUGAUGUCAUCCCCUUCAAGUACUUAGCCUCUGUAUAAUGUGAGAUAAAAGUGAGACCGCAUGGUGGAAUAUAGCUAAAGCAUAUUUUAAAUUCUUGCAUGGAGUUGAAGAACUGGGUUGAUUAUCUACUCUCAGAAACACCAUGAUGGGACAGUAAUUAGAUUCCCUGAAUCAGUUUUCUCGUGCCUUGAGUUGUUGAGAGGUGAAGACAUGAGGUUUUGUUCAUAAAUGUACAUUAUAUAUAUAUAUAUUCGUCAAUUCUGAAAUAGGAUUACUAGGUCUCUUGUGCGCUAAAAUUGUAGCUAUGAGCAAUUAUUUUUGUGUUUAUCAUCUGUUCACAUAACACAUAAUAUUAUUGUACAGACAGGCUUGAAUGCCAUAUCUUACAGCUGAAUGCAAAAGGAGGACUGUUCGGCAGUGUGUCA